AGACUAGGGAUAGCACAUAGUUAUCGCCAGAGCAAAAAGUUGAGACGGUCUCUGUGUCAAGAUCAAGGAGCUUCAUCGGCCUUGUGCUUUGCUUUGCUUUGCUUUGCUUUGCUUUGGCGCUGGGGAUCUUUUUCUUUUCUUUUCGUUUUUAUGUUUCUUUUUAUUCUCGUUGUUCAGAAUAUCAUCUAAUAUUCAUCUAUUUUCUUCAUUAUUUUCACGAUUUUUAAAUCAAAAUUUUGUAUGAAUACUGUGGCACGAUAUUGGUUCUAUUUUUUUCGCAUUGACAUUAUACUACUUAUCUAUUAUUAUAUUACGAGCAAGGGGGUCGAUAGUUCAAGAUGUUCUCGAACUUAACCACGAAGCUGGCGAUGAAGAAAGUCGGGUUAUCGAGCGACGCAUUCGACUUUUCAUCGAAAUCUAGCAAAUCCCACGAUGGUUCAUUACCCGGUCUAGAUGAACUGGAGAAAUCGAACUCGAGCUCGAACUCUGGUUGGCCAGCCUGGACGAAUACUAGGAAACUUCCACUCACAGCACAAGCCUGGCUAUCGCCUGUCCCACCGCCAGUCCCUGUCGCGGAGUGUCCGAAGCCAGGUGAUCUCGCACCUUUAGACCGAGACCGUCAACUCACAUUCGGAAACGGAAAGCCCAUCAUCGUUCUUUUCAUGCGAUGUGUCGGCUGUGCAUUUGCACAAAAGUCUUUCCUAGCCCUCCGGGAGCUCGCGGUCAAAAAUCAAGGCAAACUAAGCUGCAUCGCCGUGUCGCAUUCGUCACCGGAGGCGACGCGUAAGUGGGUUGACUUACUAGGCGGCUCGUGGAACGUCGAAAUUGUCAUCGACGAGGAUCGCGCCAUCUACGCCGCUUGGGGGCUUGGGCUCGGCACCGUGUGGUCCAUGUUCAACCCCACGACGCAGAUACAGGGCUGGAAGGAGAAAGGGUGGCUGGGCAUAAAGGUGGCCGAUUCGCUGCAGAAGACGGCCAGUCUUAGGCAACAACCAAACUUGACUAACAACGCCGGCAACACUACUGCUAGUGGGAGAGGUGGUGGUGCAACCGGCGCGGGAUCUCCACCAGAAGAUGCAGUCGAGGGGCCAUCGAACGUGAUGGGGAAUAAGUGGCAGCAGGCGGGCCUGUUUGCAGUAGACGGCCGGGGAACGGUGCUCUGGGGCGCGAAGGCGCUUCGUGCCGACGAUGUGAUGGACUUGGAUGCUGCAGCGGCGGUGCUCGGUUUCUGAUCUCGAAGCAUGCCUACCUAUCUACCUACAGGUAUACGGUAGUAGAUUUACAUGCCCGUCGCGACAUAAUGAAUGAAUGUAUUGGUAUGCAUACCCACCUAUGGUAUAGCGUCCGUGAGGCACCGGAUGCUCUGGUCGAUGAGGAGUCAGCGCUACUCCUGGAUUGGAGUUCGGGAACUUCCUGG
This is a messenger RNA of Hypoxylon fragiforme, 1417 nucleotides long. RefSeq lists its product as uncharacterized. NCBI's taxonomy places the organism in Eukaryota, Fungi, Ascomycota, Sordariomycetes, Xylariales, Hypoxylaceae. The transcript is spliced from 2 exons. The record is from RefSeq and is a predicted model, not a curated record. Bases 339 to 1232 code for a protein of 297 amino acids.